Molecule: messenger RNA, 2004 nt
Organism: Hypomesus transpacificus
Lineage: Eukaryota; Metazoa; Chordata; Actinopteri; Osmeriformes; Osmeridae
Gene: c1qtnf2
Product: C1q and TNF related 2
Exons: 3
Coding region: 325-1227 (300 amino acids)
Molecular function (GO): protein binding
Source: RefSeq, a predicted model, not a curated record
CUAGAAGACAUACUUGGUAGAACUGUAUGGACAGGUCCAUAAUAACAGCAUAUUAAACUAUUAUUGAUAUCCUGUACUUAGUACACUGUCAGGCAGCGCAAUGUCUUGUUACUUUGGCGUGGAUGUAAUUACAUAAUGGUGAUGGUAUUUGAUGGCUGGAUGAGCUGCUUCAACACAGCGCAAGGCGAGGGUGUAGCAUAGCUUGCGCUGCAGAUACCAGACAUCGAACAGGAUUUUUUCAUUGCAAAGCACUUUAAAGAUGACAUUCAGACCUGAGUGACAUUGGAGUAAAGGAUUGUCAUGUAAGCGGACACUUUUGUCACCAUGCUCCAACCAAUCCUGCUGCUGUGCUCAAUAGUCUUCGCUUCCUCCCAGUCUACCUACCCCUUCUGGAAGAAAGGCCGUAACAUUACCAUCCAUUCGUCCCGGUUGGUAUGCAGCCUUCCUGGCCCCCAGGGGCCACCUGGACACCCUGGACCUCCUGGAUCUCCAGGGCCUGUGGGUCCCAUGGGCUCCCCAGGGAAGGAUGGCCUAGACGGGGGCGAUGGAGAGAAGGGGGAAAGGGGAGGCGGAGGGGAAUCAGGGAGGCUAGGUAACCCAGGCAAGCCGGGCGUGAAGGGCCGAGAGGGGGUGGUGGGUAAGGCCGGGCCUCGGGGCCAGAAGGGGCCACGUGGGGCCCCUGGAUUGGCGGGCUUAAUGGGAGUCAAGGGGGAGGCAGGGGAGGUGGGUGAGGUGGGGGCGGCUGGAGGCUGUAACUGUGGGAGGGCAGCACGCUCGGCCUUCUCCGUGGCCAUAACCAAGAGUUACCCCAAAGAGCGUCUGCCAAUCAGGUUCAGUCGCAUCCUGCUGAACGAGGGGGAGCACUAUAACGCCACGAGCGGGAAAUUUGUGUGUGCCGUUCCUGGGGUCUACUACUUCUCCUAUGACGUCACUUUGUCCAACAAGCACUUGGCCAUCGGGCUGGUCCACAAUGGCCAGUACAAGAUCAAGACGUUCGACGGCAACACGGGGAAUCACGACGUAGCGUCCGGUUCCACCGUUCUCCGUCUGCAGCGCGAGGACCAGGUGUGGCUGCAGAUCUUCUACUCAGAGCAGAACGGCCUGUUCUUCGACCCGUUCUGGACUGACAGCACUUUCACCGGGUUCCUUGUCUACGCAGACCAGUUCUUCCUGACAGAGGAGGAAGGGAAGGCCAACGCCGAAGAUGCCAGCUUAUUGGUUGAUUGAUAGAUUUGUUGGUUGGUUUGGUUGAGUGAUUGGUUUUAGUGGAUGAUUCUAAAAACAAUAGGUGCGUUCGACUUCAUGCAGCGCCGGCGUCGCCUGCAACCGCCUGCAGCCCGGCUGACUUGAAGCAGCCAAUGGCAUUCUCAGAUUCAAGGCAGCCAGCUGCAGCCGACUGUCGGUGCCGUUGGUGCUGCAUGAAGUCGAACACACCUAAUGACACUUUCAACUGAACUCAUAUCAUGUAUUACAACUUCCACUGUAGCAGACAUCAAUGAAAUCAUUAUUAUAAUUCUAAAAUUAGCAUAUGCAUAUUAUUAUUACAUAUUCCUAAUGUAUAAUGUAUAGCCUACCUAACCUGUGUUCAUGUAGUGUACUUGCUCUGUCCAUCAGUACAAGCGUUUGGCAUGAAUGAAUCAAAACAGAGCACCUGUUCCAGAACGUACCACAGGGUGGCGAUAUUCUGGAUGUCAUUUGCAGCCCUGUCCAUGGCCAUUCUAGUUUUUCUCAUGUACUAAAGAAUAUACAGACCUGCCGGAUGGUUGCUGUUAAGAAUUUUGAUUACCGGCGUGGAUUGGACAUGUACACAAGUGAGUGAGAGAGGGAGUGAGAACCGGGCGCACUUAGAAUAGUUCAAAUGUGCAGAUGACAUGACAAGUAAGACUAAUACGUUUUGUAAAGAUUUGUGAAUAUGCAUUUUAAUUUUUAUGUAUAGUCUGUAUUGCCCAACCAUUCAGUUUCAGAAAAAAACCUAAUACAGUAAAUAAUAAAGUAUAGUCUACU